UCGAUCUUAACAAAACCACAUCUCAAUUCUCAAUGUCUAAUAUUGUAAAUAAAAUCUUCUCCUUAGACCAAAAAUCCCAAAUCCCAAAUCCCAGCAACCCAGUUUCUCAACAUACUCGCUUUUACAAUCAAGAGAAGGUCGAAGUUACAGAAUUACCCCCGUAUAUUGUCACCCUACAUGAGCAUAAUUGGAAAGUUAAUUUAGUGCAAAACAAACACAACCUAAACCUAACCCAGUCACUCAUUCAUCUGCUUCGUUUAUUUUCUUCCUUCAACUUUCGAUCUUCUCUAAAAUUACAUCUUGGUGGAAUUGGAAGCCUACCCAACAUCACAAUUCACAUACGCAACUAAAAGAUUUCUCCUUUUGGCCACGGGUAUAUCUAUACACCACAUUCCACAGAUACUAAAUAGUCAGUCUGUCUGUUACGAAUUUUAAUUAAAAAAAACUGAAAAAAUUCACAUCUUGUCUUGCCUAGCCAAACCCACCACAACAAAAACAACCAUGGACAAAGGGAUCUCGCCCCUCUUUAAAAGGGAGUUGAAUUAUGGUCAAUAAUUAUGCUCACAUUAUGCAACUGUGCUGAUUUUAGUGCAAAUUAUGGAAGUGCUUCCCUGUUCAGAUGUUCAGUAUGUUGGGGAGUCUGAUGCUAAACAGAGUUCUGGGGCUGAUUUUGUUUUUGACGGAGAAUCUAAUUGCAUUCAAAAUGAAAAUCAAGUACAAAUGGAAGAUGUUAGAAUGGAUGAUUUGUUAAAUGAACAAGGGCCUCUAUUAGAAACACAAGGUGAAGGUCAAGGGACAGGGACAAGGAAUGAGUUUCCAAUUUCACAAGGACAUCAUAGUGGUGGUUUACAAUUUGAUUCUCAGGUCGAGGGCCAAAGAUCUUGCGGUUCCCAUGAUUUCGAUGAUGAUGACUUAAAUGCACAAAAUGAUUGCACAGGACCUUAUCAAGCUUCUGAAAAUUCUAAUUUAAUUGUGGAUACAAUUGAAAGUGAGCUGCCAUGUGACAAUAGAGAGGGAGAAUCAUCUCUAUCUGAGCCCCAGUGGCUAGAACAUGAUGAAUCUGUUGCACUUUGGGUCAAGUGGAGGGGAAAGUGGCAGGCAGGAAUCAGAUGUGCUAGGGCUGACUGGCCUUUGUCAACUUUGAAGGCAAAGCCAACUCAUGACCGGAAGAAGUAUUUUGUGAUAUUUUUCCCCCACACUAGAAAUUACUCUUGGGCAGAUAUGCUGCUUGUCCAAUCAAUCAAUGAAUUUCCUCAGCCUAUUGCCUAUAGGACGCAUAAGGUUGGAUUAAAGAUGGUUAAAGAUUUGACUGUUGCGCGUCGUUAUAUAAUGCAGAAACUUGCAGUUGGCAUGCUGAACAUUGUGGACCAGUUUCAUACAGAGGCUUUGGUGGAGUCUGCUCGUAAUGUGGCUGUAUGGAAGGAAUUUGCUAUGGACGCUUCUCGCUGUGUUGGUUAUUCUGAUCUUGGAAGGAUGCUCCUAAAGCUUCAAAGCAUGAUAUUGCAACACUACAUCAAUUCUCACUGGCUAGGUCAUUCUUUCCCCUCUUGGGUACAACGAUGUCAAAAUGCACAUAGUGCUGAAUCUAUUGAACUGCUGAAAGAUGAACUAUAUGAUUUCAUACUGUGGAAUGAAGUUAACUCUCUCUGGGAUGCACCAGUGCAGCCCACGCUGGGUUCUGAGUGGAAAACUUGGAAGCACGAAGUUAUGAGAUGGUUUUCAACAUCUCAUCCUCUAUCUAAUGGCAGAGACUCGGAGCAGCGGAGCAGCGAUGGUCCCUCAACCACAGGUCUUCAAGCUAGCAGGAAGAGGCCCAAACUGGAAGUUCGUCGUGCUGAGCCACAUUCUUCCUUGACUGAAAACAAUGAUUCAAAUCAGCCUCUGGCUUUUGAAAUUGACUCUGAAUUCUUCAAUAGUCGAGACACUGUGAAUGCUGCUAUGCUUUCGUCUGAGCUUUCUAAAGGGGAAUAUUUUAGUGGGGCAACUUUACAAACAGAUACACCAACCAGUGUUGCUGACAGAUGGGAUGGAAUUGUACUUGGAGCAGGAAGUUCUGAGGUUAUGCCGACCAAAAAUGUUGAGGGGACACCUUUGAAUGGAGAGGCUAAAGAAUCUUUAUGUCCAAGUAACCAAACAAAAUGUAUGGAAUUGACACCUGUUAAUGAGGUAAUCAGUAGAAAAUGUUUAGAUUCUGGCAAUAGGAAUCGGCAGUGUGUUGCUUUUAUUGAAUCCAAGGGAAGACAGUGUGUGAGGUGGGCGAAUGAUGGUGAUGUUUACUGUUGUGUGCAUUUGGCCUCUCGUUUUAUAGGUAGUGCUACAAAAGCAGGAGCAUUCUCUGCUGAUACACCAAUGUGUGAAGGUACAACAGUUCUUGGUACUAAAUGUAAGCACCGGGCUCUAUAUGGCUCUUCAUACUGUAAGAAACACAGACCAAGGAAUGAUGUUGAAAAGACUGCAAAUUCAUCAGAAAAUGUGCUUAAGAGAAAACAUGAGACUGUUCCUGGUUCAGAAACAUCUUGCAGAGAUGUAGUAUUGAUUGGCGAAGCUAUGACUCCCCUCGAAGUGGACCCACUCUCAGUCGUGGAUGGUGAUUCUGUCAUGAGAAAAAACAGCUUAAUUGAAAAGCCUGAGCAUUCUGGUAACGAACUUAAUGCAACAGAAGUGCUGCACUGUAUUGGUUUGUACUCACGCACUGGCAGUAAUCCAUGCCUUGAAAGUCCAAAGCGACACUCAUUAUAUUGUGAUAAACACCUUCCUAGCUGGCUUAAGCGUGCGAGGAAUGGUAAGAGUAGGAUAAUAUCAAAAGAAGUGUUUAUAGAUAUUUUGAAGGAAUGCUGCUCACUUCAGCAAAAAUUGCAAUUGCAUCAAGCAUGUGAACUAUUUUACAAGCUCUUCAAGAGUAUUUUAUCCCUACGAAACCCCGUUCCUAUGGAAAUUCAACUUCAAUGGGCCCUUUCCGAGGCUUCAAAAGAGUUUGGUAUUGGGGAAUUAUUAAUGAAACUGGUUCGCUGUGAAAAGGAGAGACUCAAUAGGAUAUGGGAGUUCAAUGAAGAUGCGCAUGUUUCCUCCUCUGUCAUGGAAAAAUCAGCUCCUUUGCCAUUGUCAGUUGAUGGAAGUUGUGAAGAUGACAAGGCAAUUAAGUGCAAAAUUUGCUCUCAGGUGUUUCAUGAUAAUCAAGAAAUUGGUACCCACUGGAUGGAAAAUCAUAAGAAGGAAUCACAAUGGCUGUUCAGAGGUUAUGCUUGUGCUAUCUGCCUGGAUUCAUUUACUAACAAGAAAGUUCUGGAAUCCCAUGUGCAUGAAAGACACCAUGUUGAAUUUGUUGAUCGGUACAUGCUUCUCCAAUGUAUGCCUUGUGGUAACCAUUUUGGGAAUACAGAAGAGCUUUGGUUGCAUGUAUUAUCAGUUCAUGCUAUUGAUUUUAGAAUGCCAAAAGUUGCUCAGCAGCAUAAUAUGUCUGUGGGUGGGGAUUCUUCAAUGAAGCUUGAGCCGGGUAAUUCAGCUUCUAUAAAUUACUCUGAAAAUUCAGGUGCUGGUCGAAAAUUUAUUUGCAAGUUUUGUGGCUCAAAGUUUGAUCUGCUACCUGAUCUUGGUCGUCACCAUCAGGCUGCUCAUAUGGGACCAAGUGUAAUUGGCUCUCGGUCCCCAAAGAGGGGGAUUCGUUACUAUGCAUAUAAAUUAAAAUCUGGGCGACUUAGUCGACCUAGAUUUAAGAAAGGACUGGGGGCAGUGUCAUUUAGGAUUAGGAACAGAGGUGUUGCAAAUAUGAAGAAGCACAUCCAAGCUUCAAAAUCACUGGUUACAGGGGAAAUAAACGUUCAGCGUCAUGUAAGUGAGGCAGUGAAUCUUGGCAGAUUAGUUGAAUCCCAAUGCUCAUCAGUUUCAAAAACACUGCUUUCUGAGCUCCAGAAAACAAAACCUUGGCCCAAUAACCUUGAUAUCUUAUCCAUUGCCCGCUUAGCUUGCUGCAAGGUGAGCCUCAAAGCCUCACUAGAGGAGAAAUAUGGAGUAUUGCCUGAACGUUUAUAUCUUAAGGCAGCCAAGCUUUGCAGUGAGCAUAACAUUCAGGUGGAGUGGCACCAAGAUGGAUUCGUAUGUCCUAAUGGAUGUAAAAUUUUCAAGGAUCCACUGUUGCUGUCUCCAUUAGUACCUCUUCCAUUUCUGGGACAACAACCUGCAGAUGUGUCAGAACAUAUGAAUGAUGGGUGGGAGGUGGACGAGGGUCAUUAUAUCAUUGAUUCAUAUCAUUUGGGACAAAGGACCUUGCAUAAGGGUACCAUUUUGUGUGAUGAUAUAAGCUUUGGACAGGAAUCUAUUCCAGUUGCUUGUAUUGUAGAUGAAGGUCUAUUGUACUCCCUUUGUGUACCAGCUGGUAGUUCAGAUUGCCAAAAUUCUAGAAGCUCCAUGCCUUGGGAAAGUUUCACCUAUGUUACAAAGCCAUUGCUUGAUCAAUCGCUUGAUCUUGAUGCUGAGAGUUUGCAAUUGGGGUGUGCCUGCUCGCAAUCAAUAUGCUGUCCAGAAACAUGCGAUCAUGUUUACCUCUUUAAUAAUGACUACGAAGACGCAAAAGACAUUUAUGGGAAACCCAUGCAUGGCAGGUUUGCAUAUGAUCAGAGAGGACGGAUUAUUGUUGAGGAGGGUUACCUUGUUUAUGAGUGCAAUCGGAGGUGCAGCUGCAAUAAAAGCUGUCCAAAUAGGGUUUUACAAAAUGGAGUAUGCGUGAAAUUGGAAGUCUUUAAAACUGAGAGCAAGGGUUGGGCGGUUAGGGCAGGAGAAGCAAUUCUGCGAGGUACAUUUGUAUGCGAGUACAUUGGGGAGGUUUUAGAUGAGCGGGAGGCAAACAAGAGGCGAAUCAGGUAUGGCACAGACGGUUGCGGUUAUAUGUUCAAUGUUGAUGCUCAUAUCAAUGAUAUGGGCAGAUUGAUUGAAGAACACGCUCAAUAUGUCAUUGAUGCCACUAAGUACGGAAAUGUUUCAAGAUUCAUCAAUCAUAGCUGCUUGCCGAAUCUUGUGAAUUACCAAGUUCUCGUGGACAGCAUGGAUUGUCAGCAUGCACACAUUGGUCUCUAUGCAAGUCGGGAUAUUGCCAUUGGAGAAGAACUGACAUACAACUAUCACUAUAAACUACUUGGUGGAGAAGGAUAUCCAUGCCAAUGUGGAACUUCAAAGUGCAGGGGACGGCUUUACUAAAUCUGCAACUGACAGCAUCUCUCCAGUUUAUGGAUGGGAAGUCUUGUUGCCGGAAGAGCUGCUUAAUGGCAUUGUGGAGUUGGUCACUUUUCAAGUUGUUCAUCAAGGUUUUUUCUUCUUGGUUUUUCCUCAAGUAGAUUGUAAAUUCUAGUUGUAGAUGCACUUGGAAGAAAUGAGGAUGAAUACUUAAUAUUUAUUUAGCGAAUUCUUUUAAAUAUGCUCCAAGUUCUUAGGUACUCCUGUUACGUGGUUAGCCAAAGAUUUAAGUAGUUCGAUAUGUUUCCAGUAGUGACUGCAUUGCAUUUGUAAAGAAAUGAUAGCCAAAAAUAAAUGUCAGUAUAGAUGAACAGCACAGCACAUUUUACUACAA
Messenger RNA from Mangifera indica (mango), 5560 nucleotides. Its product is annotated as histone-lysine N-methyltransferase SUVR5-like. The record is from RefSeq and is a predicted model, not a curated record. Bases 598 to 5190 code for a protein of 1530 amino acids. The transcript is spliced from 12 exons. Gene Ontology annotation, molecular function: histone methyltransferase activity; protein binding; zinc ion binding. NCBI's taxonomy places the organism in Eukaryota, Viridiplantae, Streptophyta, Magnoliopsida, Sapindales, Anacardiaceae. Gene Ontology annotation, cellular component: nucleus.